AUGGAGGUGGAUGGUAAAGUGCAAGCUAUUGGUCGGGUUCUGCGGUCACAGUCUGCAGUGAAUGGAGGGUAUGAUAAGGAAGUGAGUGAUGGUGGUUUGGUUGAUGAAGGUAGAGAAAAUGACGGGUCUCAUAAACAACGUAGUGAGGUAAACAAUGAAGGGAGGAAGGAAAUGGAGGUGGAUGGUAAAGUGCAAGUUGUUGAUCGGGUUCUGCAGGCACUGUCAGCGGUGAAUGGAAGGCGUGAUAAGGAUGUGAAUGAUGGUGUUCUGGUUGCUGGAAGUAGAAAAAGUGAUGGGUCUGACAAGCAAUGUAGUGAGGUAAAAGAUGAAGGGGCUGAUCUGUUGGGCCAGGGUGAAAAUGUGGGAGUAGGUGAGAUUGGGAAGAAGAGGAGGUGGGGUGAUAAUGGCGAAGAAAUUGAUGAUGAUGCUCUUGAGGAAAAAAAGGUGAAGGAAGAUGAGGUGGAUAGUAAAGUGCUAACUACAGUUAGGGUUCUUCGGUCACGAGUUGUGGUGAAUGAGGGGUGUGAUAAGGCAGGGAGUGAUGGUAGGGGGAGUGACGGGUCUGGCAAGAAAUCUUCCAAGGUUAAUAAUGAAGGGGGUGAUCAGUUGGUUGAACAGUUUACGAAGAAGUUGAAAGGCAAGAGAGGGAGCCCACUCAAGGUUGAAAAGGAAGAAGGUGAUGGUUCGGGUGCUGGGCUACAUAAGAUGAAGAAUUUGAAACGCAAGCGUGGGAGACCUAAGAAGGUAGAAAAGGAAGAGAGUGAUCUGUCAGUUGGUCAGUUGAGAAAGGAAGAAGGUGAUGGUUCGGGUGCUGGGCUACAUAAGAUGAAUUUUAAACGCAAGCGUGGCAGACCUAAGAAGGUAGAAAAGGAAGAGAGUGAUCUGUCAGUUGGUCGGUUGAGAAAGGAAGAAAGUGAUGGUUCGGGCGCUGGGCUACAGAAGAUGAUGAAUUUGAAACGUAAGCGUGGGAGACCUAAGAAGGUAGAAAGGGAAGAGAGUGAUCUGUCAGUUGGUCGGUUGAGAAAGGAAGAAAGUCAUGGUUUGGGUGCUGGGCUUCAGAAGAUGAAGAAUUUGAAACGUAAGCGUGGGAGACCUAAGAAGGUAGAAAAGGAGGAGAGUGAUCUGUCAGUUGGUCGGUUGAGAAAGAAGUCAAAAUUGAAGCACAAGAGACCACUUAAGGUGCAGAAGACUAAUGUGGCUUUCAAAGGAAAGCUUGCUAAGGAAGGCAAUAUGGUUUUGAGAUCGCAUGAAAGAAUCAAAGUGAAUAUGACAACUAAUGGUUCAUAUCUGGAAAGGAGGAUUAUUGGGAAAGAGUUGGUUGUGAAGGCCUUUUCUCCAGCUAAAACGGAUAAAAAAGGAAAUGAUUUGGAGACUGAGGAUAGUGAGGAUGGAGAAGGAAGUAAUGAACGGAAACAGAAACAGAAGGGAAAUAAAGGACAGAAAAAUAAGCAGAAGGGUUGGGAUGGAGAUAGCGCCAGAAGUAGGCAAAAACAGUUGGUGAGAGAUAAGAUAGUGGAUCUAAUUAUGCGUGCAGGUUGGACCAUUCAAUAUAGGCCUAGGAAUGGCAAAGAUUACAAGGAUGCAGUGUACGUAACUCCAGCAGGACAGACUCACUGGUCAGUCACCAAGGCUUACACAACUCUUAAGGUGCAUUGUGAAAAUGGUGAAAAUAAUUCCAAGUUUUGUAAGCCUGGCUUCAAAUUUACUUUGAUACCACCAGAGGAAAUCGACAUGCUAGCAAGGAUACAAGUCGUGAAAAGGGUGGGGAAAAAGAAAGGGAAGAAGGGUGGAAUUAACAAAAAACAAAAGAAGAAAAAGGGUGGGAAUACAGUGGAUGGAGUUACCGAAGAGAAAAAGAAAAAGAAAUUGGGUAGGCCACUCAAAGGGAAACGUUUGCUUCUUGAAAAGGAUCAUUCAGCACGUGCAGCAUGCAAGGGAAGGCGAAGUUUAUAUAAGACAAAAAGUAGAAAGCGAUGUGCUUUACUGGUUCGGAACUCUGAGAAUGCCGAUUCAGAUGAUGAUGGCCAUGUACUAUAUGACGGGAAAAGAACAGUACUUGCCUGGAUGAUUGAUUUGGGAACCCUAUCACUUAAUUCGAAGGUGAAGUACAUGAACAGGAGAAAGACACAGGUGCUUCUUGAGGGUAACAUUACAAGAGAUGGAAUUCAUUGUGGUUGCUGUGGAGAUACAAUCUCAAUUUCAAAGUUUGUAACCCAUGCCAGAAGUGAUUACUCUGAGCCAUUUAAACAUAUAUAUCUGGACUCAGGGUCUACCCUUUUGCAAUGCCUGCUUAACUCAUGGAAUAAACAGGAUGAAUACGACCGUCGUGGAUUCCAUUUUGUGGGUGUUAACAGGGAAGACCCAAACGAUGAUACAUGUGGAAUCUGUGGAGAUGGUGGGAACUUGAUUUGUUGUGAUGGCUGUCCAUCAACAUUCCACCAAAAUUGUUUAGAGAUAAAGAAGUUCCCCUCAGGUGAUUGGCAUUGUGUAUAUUGUUCAUGCAAAUUUUGUGGGAUGUUUGGCGGUAAUAUAUGCGAAACCGAUGGCAAUGACAAUGGAAAUGUAGCUGCAUCAGCAUUAAUUACCUGCCAUUUGUGUGAGGAAAAAUAUCACAAAUCCUGUAUUCAGGCAAAGGAUGCUGUAAAUGAUGAUGCCAAUGAUCCAUCCUUCUGCGGCAAGAAUUGUCAAGAGCUAUUUGCGAGUCUUCAGAUGCUUCUUGGAGUGAGGCAAGAAAUCGAAGAUGGAUUUUCAUUGACUCUGAUUCACCGAUCUGAUACGAGCUCAAUUUCUAUUUGUGACACACCACAGAUAGAUGAUUGUGAUUCAAAGCUAAUUGAAUGCAAUUCCAAGCUGGCUGUUGCAUUUUUACUAAUGGAUGAGUGUUUUUUGCCUAUGGUUGACCACAGAAGUGGAGUCAAUUUGAUUCAUAAUAUUCUGUAUAAUCGUGGGUCAAAUUUUAGUAGACUGAAUUAUAGUGGUUUCUUGACUGCAAUUCUUGAAAGAGGUGAUGAGAUCAUAUCAGCGGCAUCCAUCCGGAUUCAUGGGAACUAUUUAGCAGAGAUGCCAUUUGUUGGGACCCGAUAUAUGUACAGGCGUCAAGGAAUGUGCCGUCGGCUUCUAACUGGAAUUGAAUCUGCUCUCAGCUCGUUGAAUGUUGAAAGAUUGGUUAUACCUGCAAUCUCGGAACUCAGAGAAACAUGGACUUCUGUUUUUGGUUUUAAGCCCCUUGAAGAAUCAAGCAAGCAGAGGAUGAAGAGCAUGAACAUAUUGGUUUUCCCUGGUGUAGAUAUCUUAGAGAAGCCAGUGUCGAAGCAGUUAACAGAAGCAAAUAUGAUUCCCGCUGAAGGUGUGAGGUCCAUCGAACUUGAGCAUCAGCAACUCGAGCAAGAGGUUUUAUGUGAUACUAAUGACAAACGUUUGGUUGCGUCUGGAAUUGAAGCAUCUGCACCCUGUGGAAAUGAGGCAAAUGAUGAACUUGCUGAUGUUGAAUCCUAUACACAGCAUCAGUGUGGUGUUUCUCUGGAUAAUCUGGAGGAGAAAAGCAAUACAAUUAUGAUUACUCCUCAACCAAUGUGUGAUAUUCAUGAACAAACUGAGGAGGUCAAUGAACACCAGAGCUCUGCUUCAGUUCCUGAUGUAGGGACGGUGCAAGUGGACACCCAACAUGACCAGCAUAUCAUGCUUGAAGUCGAAAACAAAUCUUUGACAUCACAUCAUAGUAGUUCUGUUAGGAACCACAAUUCUCAUGAUGAAGGAUCCAUUUGCCGCUCUACUGAAAAUAAUACCACCGAGCAGCAGCACAUAGGACUUGAAGUAAGGGUUUCCGAUGAAUUUACCGUCUGCCAUGAUUCAGCGACUACAACUGAGACAUCUCAUGAGGCAAGUGACCUUAAGCAUCAGGAUUCUCUAAGUGUGCAGGUUGCAGGAUCUAUUUCCUAUCCGGAUGGAAAGAUGUCUGAGACUUGUGAAGCGGAAUGUAACCAUCCUUCUACUCAGCAUACACCUGCAGUGAUAGUUGAAGAGCAUCCAGAAUCUAUCAAGUGUUAUGGCUCUGAAAUUCUGACCGAAACUAGUGAGGUCGCCAGUGAUGUACUUCACCCUACUCCCCUGUUGCCUCACCAGAAAGCAGAUGAGCUUGAAGGUAACAGGCUCAACACUCAUAAAGUUGCAGAUGGGUUUGAAGGCAACGGGCUCAACACUCGUAAUGUUGCAGAUGAGUUUGAAGGCAAUGGGCUCAACACUCAAAAAGUCGACUCCGCUCUUACAUGUGGACAUGCCAAGUCCCCGGAGGUUACUGAUUUGAAUUUAACUCCCGAGGAGUCUCAGAACACAACAUCCAUAAAUCAAUCUGAACUCGAUUCUCAGACAAGUCCCACGCAGUGCAACUCGAGCAAUACGCCUGUUGUGGCUCUUCACUGCGCAUCCGGUGGGGGUACUUCGGGGGCGGUUAUUCUAUCAAAUCAGGCUAGGUGA
Pyrus x bretschneideri (Chinese white pear) is the source of this 4473-nucleotide messenger RNA. RefSeq lists its product as uncharacterized. The coding region runs from base 1 to 4473 and encodes 1490 amino acids. Gene Ontology annotation, molecular function: DNA binding; transcription corepressor activity. Gene Ontology annotation, biological process: negative regulation of DNA-templated transcription. The record is from RefSeq and is a predicted model, not a curated record. The transcript has 8 exons. Lineage: Eukaryota; Viridiplantae; Streptophyta; Magnoliopsida; Rosales; Rosaceae.